Molecule: messenger RNA, 363 nt
Organism: Penicillium cosmopolitanum
Lineage: Eukaryota; Fungi; Ascomycota; Eurotiomycetes; Eurotiales; Aspergillaceae
Exons: 2
Coding region: 1-363 (120 amino acids)
Source: RefSeq, a predicted model, not a curated record
AUGAGAUAUAAUGAUGUUCGUGACAAAACGACUGUUGUUGAUGAGGUCCUGGAACGGUAUACAACUGCAUUGAGCAAGAAGGUGAUGAUUUCGAAUACGGAGUUGUUCAAGGAUUGGCUUGUUCUCAAGCAGGAUCAUACACUCGCAGCCAGAAGCUGUGGAUUUACUGCGUGGGCUGGGGCAUUCAUGAAUACCUGGAACUCCGAUUUCGUGAAAUCGGGCUUCCAAGCUCAUUCAAAAGGCUUCAUUACCAUCGUUGAUGGGAGAAUCGAACUUCAUCAUCCGAUGAUUGCGGGUGUCCUUCGUGCAAACCAGGCAGAGGAAACUAUCACAUCCGAAGCACUUCGAACUGCGAAGGAAUAA